Molecule: messenger RNA, 1767 nt
Organism: Ruditapes philippinarum (Manila clam)
Lineage: Eukaryota; Metazoa; Mollusca; Bivalvia; Venerida; Veneridae
Product: procollagen-lysine,2-oxoglutarate 5-dioxygenase 2-like
Biological process (GO): peptidyl-lysine hydroxylation
Cellular component (GO): endoplasmic reticulum
Molecular function (GO): procollagen-lysine 5-dioxygenase activity
Source: RefSeq, a predicted model, not a curated record
UGCCAAAACCGAUUUAGAUGGGGGGUCAAAUGUCAAACACUAUCAAAUUUCACAGUGUUUCUUAUAAAAAAGAGUUAGUGAUGUGGCAGUAAGAGAGAGAGAAGAGAAACGACAUUCUCUAUCAUUAAUAACGCUAUUGAUUUAUUUUACAUUGCGAUUUUGAAGGAAUUAUUCAGUAGAAUCUACACACUGUUAAAUUCACAAAAGAUGGCUAGAAUUCUUUUGCAUCUGUUGAUGCUGAUUUCUACAACGAUUCCAAGUUUUUGUUUUGAAAAGGAUAACAAAGAACUGCUACUUGUGACCAUAGCAACAGAAGAAAAUGAUGGGUUAAGAAGAUAUAUAAGAAGUACAAAGAAGUAUGACUUGGAAACAAAGGUCUUUGGUUUAGGUUUGGAUUGGCGUGGCGGGGACAUGACCAAUACUGGCGGGGGUCAUAAGAUCAAUAUAUUGAAAGAAGAACUGUCCCAGUAUAAAGACAGAAGUGACUUGAUUCUUAUGUUUACAGACAGUUAUGAUGUUGUUGGUCACAGCUGGAGCAUCAGAGAUUCUAGAAAAGUUCAACAAGAAGAGGAUUAUCCAUCUAUUGUACUGGGAGUGUUUGUGGAGCAUCCAACACCAUUUCUUAGAGAAGCCUUACAGAAGAUUGCAGCAUUAGAUUAUCCUAAACAGAAAAUUGAUUUCUUUAUUCAUUCAUCAUUAAGAAAUCACCAGAAUGAGAUAGAUUUAUUCUUGAACAAGGUUGGAAUAUUGUACAAGUCUGUCAAUACUAUAGGUUCAUAUGACAGUAUUGGUGAAGCAGCAGCCAGGAACUGGGCCAUAGAAGAAUGUAUAAAGAAAGAUUGUCAGUAUUUCUUCAACGUGGAUGGUGAUGUUCAUCUUGAAAAUGAUCAAACAUUAAAACUAUUGAUACAUCAGAACAGAUCAGUUUUAGCUCCAAUUGUUACUAGACGUGGUAAGGCGUGGUCUAAUUUCUGGGGAGCUCUCAGUGCCACAGGUUUCUACGCUCGGUCGGAAGACUACAUGGAUAUUGUUCAUGGUGAUAAAAUUGGAUUAUGGAAUGUUCCAUAUUUGACAGGGGUGUAUCUGGUGCAAGCACAUGUUUUACCUGCAUUGAGAAAUGGGUAUGACUCUGACAGUCUGGAUGCUGAUAUGGCAUUAUGUAAAACUUUGAGAGAAAAGGGUUAUUUUAUGUUUGUUACAAACAGGAAAGAGUUUGGUUACCUGAUCAACUCAGAUGGAGCACAGACUGGUAGACUUCAUAUUGAAUUAUGGGAAAUAUUUAAUAACCCGUACGAUUGGGAGAAACGAUACAUACACCCAAAUUACUCACACAGUUUAGCAGAAAAUGCUGUCAUAGAACAGCCAUGUCCUGAUGUUUUCUGGUUCCCGGUAAUGACAGAAGUGUUUUGUGAUGAGAUAGUAGCAGAGUUAGAAAAUGUUAACAUGUGGUCGGGGGGCAAGAGCGAGGAUACUAGGUUAGCCGGUGGUUACGAGAAUGUUCCUACUGACGAUGUCCAUAUGACACAGAUUAACCUACAGAAUCAAUGGCUGGAAUUCUUACGUGUUUAUGUAGCUCCCCUAGCAACCAAAGUUUAUCCUGGAUACUAUAGUAAUCUUCCUCGAGCUUUAUUAAACUUUGUAGUGAAGUAUAACCUAGAACGUCAGAAAGAGCUGCGGCCCCAUCAUGAUUCAUCUACAUUCACCAUCAAUAUUGCCCUCAAUACUCCAAAACUAGACUAUGAGGUAAUUAUAGUGACUACAAGGUAA